AUGUUGUCUCCAUUAAAAAACUUAUUUUAUUAUGACAAGGAACCAGGAGACCUAAUUGAGAUCUUCAGAAUAGCAUACCAGCACUGGGCUGUGUAUGUCGGAGAUGGUUAUGUCAUUCACCUCGCUCCAACAACUGAACAGGCAGGUGGUGGACCUGCCAUGUUGAUGUCUGUGGCGUAUAACACAGCUCUCGUGAGGAAGGAGAAACUGCAGGAUGUGGUGGGAACAGACAAGUGGAACGUCAACAACAUCCUAGACGAACGAUAUGAGCCUUUUUCUCCAGAAGAGAUUGUAGAGAGAGCUGAGAGCAUGCUGGACCAAGAACUGCCUUACAGAGUCGCUCAGAAGAACUGUGAACACUUUGCUACAAACAUGCGAUAUGGCAUGCCAGAGUCACGCCAGGUGCAACGAGCCGUGGACGCCGUACUGGGUAACAUGAUGAUGCCAAGACGUAAUCCUGUGGCGGAUCUCUUUGUAGAUAUGCUACAAAUUGCACGGGGGAAUAAGCGCUAA
This is a messenger RNA of Engraulis encrasicolus (European anchovy), 513 nucleotides long. Its product is annotated as phospholipase A and acyltransferase 3-like. Lineage: Eukaryota; Metazoa; Chordata; Actinopteri; Clupeiformes; Engraulidae. Gene Ontology annotation, cellular component: cytoplasm. Gene Ontology annotation, biological process: N-acylphosphatidylethanolamine metabolic process. Gene Ontology annotation, molecular function: glycerophospholipid phospholipase A1 activity; A2-type glycerophospholipase activity. The record is from RefSeq and is a predicted model, not a curated record. The transcript has 3 exons. Bases 1 to 513 code for a protein of 170 amino acids.